UGCACAUAGAAUGCGCGCGCUUACUGAAUGUCCAAUUAUAUGAAUGUACAUAUACACUUGUUUCACAUUGUCCACAGUUACCAGUAAACAUAUAAUGACAAGAUUAUUGUUCUGUGGGUUAUGAUUCUAGACAGAUGUCAUGUGUAUACAUUGAUCAUUUUAUAUAAACCAAUGGUAGAACGUUACUUGAAAGUGCCAUACCAGAGAGGAAAUUUCUUUCAAUAUUGUUAAAUCUCAGGUGCUUGUUUUUUUUUGGAAUGCAAUAAGAAACAAUAAAUCCAUUAAUAUAAGGAGAUAAUGCCCAUAAAGAAGUCAGAUAUUCUUUAAGGAGAGUAAAGUCAAAGGCCAAAGAAACAUCAGGAAUUUCAAUUAAAACUUGCAAAAUGCCAGGUGGAAAUGUUAUGGAAGAAGAUCUUGUGGAUCCUGAGUGGCUUUUCAGGCAACUUAGAUUACCGAAUGGUCCAAACAAGCUUCUCAUCUUAGAUUGUAGGGCACAUGCUGAUUUUUCUGAAGCUCAUAUUAGAGGCUCAGUACCGUUAGCUAUACCUAGCAUCAUGUUGAGGCGAUUGGCAGCAGGCAAAGUUGAUCUGCUAUCAACAAUAAGGUGUUUAGAUCUAAGAAACAGAGUGGAAGUGUUUCUGUGUGGCGAUGAGAGUAGUAGAGGGACAUUUGUACUAAUUGGUGACUCUACAGACCCUGCAGGACAUCAGGGUGAAACAAUACAAGUUUUAAGUCGAAGACUUAGAAGUAGUGGAGGAUGUGUUGCUAUUUUAAUGGAUGGUUUUGGAGCAUUCAGAGAUAGAUACCCUGAAUGGUGUGAAGGUAGUCAAACCAGUGGUGAAGGUCCACCAGGUCAAGAUUCUAAUGAAGGUGAAUUAAUGGGUCUCAGGUCACUUCGAAUUUCCACACCACCUACGAGAUCUUAUUCAGAUUCUGAUAGUGAUAGUACAUGUGAUUCUGUUGGACCUGAAGAGGACAAAGACUUUCCAGUUGAAAUUUUGCCCCACUUGUACCUUGGAAAUGCAGCAAAUAGUGAAGAUAGGGAAGCCCUUGCACGUCAUAGGAUACAAUACAUUCUGAAUGUAACCCCAGAUUUACCCAAUGUAUUUGAAAGCGCUGGUUCGAUAAAAUACAUGCAAAUACCAAUAAGUGAUCAUUGGAGCCAGAAUCUAGCUAGUUUCUUUCCACAAGCAAUUCAGUUCAUUGAGGAGGCUCGAAGCUCAGACAAGGGAGUGCUGGUUCACUGUCUGGCCGGAGUGUCUCGGUCCGUCACAAUCACUGUAGCCUAUCUUAUGCACAAGUGCAGUCUCAGUCUGAAUGAUGCUUUUAACCUGGUACGCAGUCGAAAAUCUAAUGUCGCUCCAAACUUCCACUUUAUGGAACAAUUGCACAGCUUUGAGAAGGAACUAAGGGACAGAGGUGACAGAAGUAAUAAAGGAAAUGAGCAAAGGUGUAUUGGAGCAUGCCGGCCUGGAAGACCUUGUAAUUGUCCAGCUCGUAGCUUCCUCAGUCCUAUAGAUCUGGGUCUUAGUCCAGACUCAGGAAUAGAAUUUGACAGAUGGGCGUCGAGUACGCCGGCCGAAUGAGACGGGCCAGGGGGGACCCAAUACAAAUUUUAGGUCCCUCCUCGUAUGCUGCCGUAGUAAAAAAAGGAAGCCCUAAUUGAAGGGUGCGGGAAAGGAAGUUUACAUUUUUGCUAAGAGAAAGUGAUAUCCUAGGACGAGAA
This is a messenger RNA of Eufriesea mexicana, 1726 nucleotides long. RefSeq names its product Mitogen-activated protein kinase phosphatase 3 (gene Mkp3). The record is from RefSeq and is a predicted model, not a curated record. Gene Ontology annotation, cellular component: cytosol; cytoplasm. The transcript is spliced from 4 exons. The coding region runs from base 384 to 1586 and encodes 400 amino acids. Lineage: Eukaryota; Metazoa; Arthropoda; Insecta; Hymenoptera; Apidae. Gene Ontology annotation, biological process: negative regulation of MAPK cascade; peptidyl-tyrosine dephosphorylation. Gene Ontology annotation, molecular function: protein tyrosine/threonine phosphatase activity; MAP kinase tyrosine phosphatase activity; MAP kinase tyrosine/serine/threonine phosphatase activity.